AUGUAAAAAUACUUUAAGAAAAUAUUCUUCCAAUAAAGCAAAAUGGCAAAUAAUGUAUUUUAAUGCCGCUUAAAAGGCUAUAAUCAAUAAGACUAUAAUAAUUAUAUACAUCAAACUAUUGACUAAGAUGAGACAUUAUUGGAUAUAUUCUAAGAUCAGGAAGGAUAAUUGGGAUUUAACAACUAUCUCAAACAUGAAAUUUUUAAUAAUCCAGAUUAAUUAAGAUCAGAUUUGGAUGCUAUAUACGAAUAAUGGGAAACCAACGCUAAAAUCCAAUUAAAAAGAGUAGAAAUCUUUAGAUUAAUAAUGUUAAUGUACUUGGGAUUGUUAGAGCGAGAUUUCUCAUAAGGAGGAUUUUAUUUAAUUGAUAUGGUUUACAUAAAAUCUAACAAAAGUCAUCUCUGUGAAUAGAAAUUAAAAUGUAUUAAGCACUAUAUAAAAACAUUCUAUUUAAAUCAAGAAACCAUCAAGGAUGAAUAUUUAGUAUUUUCAAAGAACUCCAUAACUAAAGAGGACUUCAAUAAAAAAUUUGAGGAAUGUAAUAACCAGGUCAUUGAUUUUGAAUUUUCCGAAUUGAAAAAUGAAAUUCAUUAUAAUUCUACUGUUGUUGAUUUUGCUGAUGAAAACAUUGGAGGACUUGUUCUUGACACUUGGAAUUGCGCAUAGGAAGAGAUUAUAAUGCUCUUAUAUCCUGAAGCAAUUACAUGCAUGAUUUUUAUCCCAAAGAUGAAAGAAACGGAAGCAGUACUUAUCGAAAAUGUGAAAAAAUAUAGCAACUAUACAGGAUAUGAAAAGUCAUUUAUAAGCUUCCCUUCUGAGGAUAUCAAGGAAAAUUAUAAUGUUCUGGCAAUUGAUGCUAAACCAUUUUAUAGCGAAGACUAAUUUACAAAAGAAAAUAUCUAUAGAGAAUUGUUAAAGUGUUAUGCAGGGUUUGAACUUUCCUUAAAAAACAAGCCUAAUUGCGUUAUUUCUACAGGGAAAUGGGGAUGUGGAAUUUUUAGAGGCAAUAUUUAUCUGAAGACAUUGAUUUAAUUCGUAAGUUAUGCUAUUGCUACCAAUCAAGUUAAACAAUCAAACUCAAAAAUAAUUAUCAAUUGUGCUAAUGAUUAACAUUUAUUUAAAUUUGGAACCACGCUAAAAUAAUGGUUAUAAUAGUAUGGAACUUAACUUAAAUUAAUUAAUUUAAAGGAAUCAAUUUUAUUUUUAUAAAAUGGAAUAAAUGAUGGCAUGUUAUAAAAUUAUAAUACCGAAUUGAUUGACUAGAUAUUUAAAAUUUUGACAAAAGAUAUUCCCUAAUUCCAAACUUUGAGUUAAAAUAGUAAAUCUAAUGAUAAAGUAGAUGAACCAUAAUAUGAUAUUGAACAAGAAGAAGGUCAAAAUGAAAAAUUUAAUAAAAAUAUAGAAAGCCAAUAAUAGGAUUAAGAAUAAAAUUAGAAGGGAUAUAUAAUUACUAAUUAAUAAAAAGUUGCUCUUGCUGCUUUUGCUUUUGGCAUUUUUUUGGCUAGAGUCUACAUAUAUCAAAGUUGA
Molecule: messenger RNA, 1527 nt
Organism: Paramecium tetraurelia
Lineage: Eukaryota; Ciliophora; Oligohymenophorea; Peniculida; Parameciidae
Exons: 3
Biological process (GO): carbohydrate metabolic process; ATP generation from poly-ADP-D-ribose; nucleotide-sugar metabolic process
Cellular component (GO): cytoplasm; nucleus
Molecular function (GO): poly(ADP-ribose) glycohydrolase activity
Source: RefSeq, a predicted model, not a curated record